AUGGGGGCAGGCAGGUAGGGGCCAGGUAUGGUAUGGGGGGCAGGUAGGGGCCAUGGUAUGGGGGGCAUGGGUAUGGUGGGGGGGCAGGUAUAGAGGGGGGGGCUGGUAUGGUAUGUGAUGGUAUGGGGGAGCAGGUAUAGAGGGGGGGCUGGUAUGGGGGUCACAUUGAGUGCAGGGAGAUUUAAAGAUCCAUGUAUAGUGUCCCGGUCCGGCCAGCAGGGGGGGGAUGCUGUAAGGCUGUAUAGAGGGUGUCCCGGUCCGGCCCGCUGUGGAGACGGUACACCGGGUGGCGCUCUCUCUCUCUCUCGCAGUGUCCGCACUCUGUGUCUGUGUCUGUCUCUCUCGCUGUGUCUCCGCACUCUGUGUCUCUGUGUUACAGCCGCAGUGUCCGCACUCGCUGUCCGGGCCACCCGCUCUGUCUGCCAGGCUGUGGAUGGCCCUCUGCGGCCGGUUAUAAGCCUGCCAGCCCGGUGCCUGGGGCGGGGGCGUGGCCAGUGUGAGACUGGGACGAACUAGCAGCGGAGGGGGCGUGGCCCGAGCUAGGGGCGCCCACAACAGCACUUUACAGGGGCGGGGCCUGUACCACGGGGGGCGGGACCUGUACCACGGGGGGCGGGACCUGUACCACAGGGGGCGGGGCCUGGGGCGGAAGCAGGCGGAAACGCAUGGUGGAGUUGGAUGUCAACAAACACAGUCGGUGGGUGAUGGACAGGUCUGUGUCUGUCUGUCUGGGUGGGUGAUGGACAGGUCUGUGUCUGUCUGGGUGAUGGACAGGUCUCUGUCUGUCUGGGUGAUGGGCAGGCCUCUGUCUGUCUGGGUGAUGGACAGGUCUGUGUCUGUCUGUCUGGGUGAUGGACAGGUCUGUGUCUGUCUGUCUGGGUGAUGGACAGGUCUGUGUCUGUCUGUCUGGGUGAUGGGCAGGCCUGUGUCUGUCUGUCUGGGUGAUGGACAGGUCUGUGUCUGUCUGUCUGGGUGAUGGACAGGUCUGUGUCUGUCUGUCUGUCUGGGGAUCCCCUGCAGGGUUACUGUGUCCUAAUUACUAACACUACACACAGUUUACACAGGUCCUGCCUGGGAGACAGUACACACAUCUCACUGUCAGCUCUCCAUGACUCCAUACUGGGGACAGCCUGUUAUAUGGUGCCUUAGGGCAAUCAGCUCCUGUACAGUGACCUGGCCUCUACAUAGGGGCCCUGUAUUGGAUGAAGGACCCUGUAUUCAAUGAGUAUCCCCCCUGAGAGUAUGGUGCUGGGCAGCUCUUUAAUGAUUUUUUAUUUUUAUCAAUAAAAAUAAAAAUAAUUGUAUUUAUUCCAGUGUGUCUGGUGUUGCCAUCAUUAGUAUCUGCUUCAAACAGCACUCAGUGUCUGCAAGUAAAUAAAAACUAGGAAAUAUUUAAUAAGCCAACAGAUUGUCCAACAACUCUUAUACAGACCUGUGAAGUUUUUUUUUUUGUAGCCCAAGUGACUUUUUCAGAAGUCAAGAAAAAACCCCAGAAGGCUCCCAGACAGUAUUCACAUCCACCAUUGUCUCAGCUCUUGCUACUCUUUGAUUUUUCAUUGUCCUACUCAAAUAAAUGACCCUCCCCCUCUUAGUCCUCACUCCUAACCAUGUUAAUUCUCCCUAUUGCCUUGUACAAAUGCAGCCCCACCCUGUGAUUCCCCCUACUCUCUCUCCCAUUUAUUUUUAGUUUUUCCAUUAGUAUUUACUCCUUGCCCCCUCCUUUACAUCAGCUUGUACUGUAAACGUCAGUUCCCUGUUCCUCCUUACAAAUUAGUCUCUUUGGUGUCCCUUAAUUGAGAGCCCUCUGUAAAUCUGCCAUUUUACCCUCCUUUUAUGAUGUUCUACUUUCCAUUUAGGGUUUUCCCUACUUGAUCGCUACCCUUUUCUGUUGAUAUUAGUGAAAGCUGAGUUCAAUUACUUCUUGAAAUGAUUGUACACAAAGUAAGGGGUCUUUCUACCAUAACAACAACUUAAAGUGAAGUUUUUUUGGGAGGUAGGAAUUCCUGGGCGCCAUUUUACUUUAAGGUGUUAAACUGUUUUCCAAUGGUUUAGCUCCAAAAUUGGGUCCUCAAGUGCCCACUGCCUCCCCUUUACUUUGCUCAGUCACUAUACAGUAUAGAACAAGAAUUGUUGCCUGUGAUAGGCGGAUUAUUGGCCACCCUUCACGAGCAACUGUACUUGCAAUGGGCAGCCAGUCAAAGGCUGAGAAAGACCACUAACUCUGCCUGUGGCUAUAUCUCCUUAUGCGUUAGACAGCUGAUCAGAGGAGAAGGGAAGCAUUAUGGAUGGGUGCUUGAGGACCAUAAGUAUAUGACAGACCAUAGAGACUCCUCCUCCAAAAAACUUAUUUGAAAUGAAGUUGAUUAGAGAUUGGAGAAUGACCCUCUAGUGCAACAUGUACACCAGCUGCCAGGAUUUAUGGCUAUCCACUUGGCAGAGUGCAUAAAAGGCACCAGUGUCAGAACUGGCAAUAGCUAAUAACACAAACUAGUAGAAUUAAUAUCUUAAUGUAUCAAAGUCUAGUCUGACCCGAGAUUUGAAGAAGUACCUGCUAGGUGCAUUGGAUACAAUCCCUGUAUAUAUUAUGUAUCACCCCUUUGCACAUGUUUAGUUGCAACCUUGCAUGGCAGUAUAGGAACAAUUCGUGACUGGUUGGGCAACCACAGUGGGUUUUCCAUGCUGCCCUAGUACAAAGUUGACACCCAUGCUAUUUAACUGUCAGUUUUGUGACUUUACCCUUAAUGUGACACUGUGGGUACUAUAAUAAUUUUAUCUCAUUGACCUGGUUACAGCAGUGGUUCCCAAACCAGUCCUCAAGGCACGCCCACCUGUGCAGGAUUUAGGAAUUACCCAAUCGUGUCUAAGGUGGUAUUAAAAAAAACACCUUGGACACAACUUGGUAAUCCCUAAAUCCUGGAUUGGUAGAAGUGCCUAGGGACUGGUUUGGGAAGCACUGUGUUACAGUACUGCAGUCCACUGGCACUAUAAUUCUUUUCAGUGUUAAACUAUUUUCACACAGUUUAAAACUGAAUGAUAGUCCCUGGCCCCCCACUGUUUAGCCCCCACUGGAGAUACAGUUUAGGCAGUGAUUACAGUCUUCCUUAGCCAUAUCAACUCAUAGUAACAGUGGUUUGAUAGGCUGAAAACAUGCAUUUGACACUGUCAGCCUAUCACCACCACCAGUUUCUCCUCUGGCUAAUUCUUCCUCCUUACUAUGAGCAGUACAGAAGGAGUGGGCUACUGGGUACUCUCUGUUAGCAUUACAAUGGUUUUACACUGAAUGUAAAGAUGUUGCUAGUAGUCUCCAGAAACUAUACUUACCUUAAUGAGAUGAUUAGAUUACAGUGCUUACAUUGUCCCUUAAUUAGUCAUCAGUUUGUCAGACUCAAGUUGAAAUAUCCAAUAUACACUACACUUUGGUUUAUCAGCUUUUAGCUUCAGAUUAUAACUUUUACCCCCAGACAUUAAACAAUGAUUGUUAUGAAAUCAAGGUGGGAUGAGACAUUGACAGAGACGGAGGUAUAAAUAAAAAACAAGCGAAGGAGCAAUAUGCAAAAUACAUCACUACUUUAUAUAGAAAAGUAUCAAAAUGAAUAAUAAUGCUCUCCCUGUGUAACCUUCAGAGGUAUUAUACUGAUAAAUCCACACCAACUGUAAAGGAAUAGGUGAGCCAGGGAUAUAUGCCAAGCAGUCCUAAAUAUAUUCCCUAAUGUUGUAGAACGGUAAUUGGAACAGGACGAGUUUUACAUACAGAAACUAAAAAUGGGGGGCUGCUCAAAACAGAUUACAUAGGGGUAUUCACUAACUGUCCAAAAUUAAGUUUUCAUUUUAGCUUUUAGUUCAAUCCAAAUUUCCCAUUUCCCUACAAGUCACACUCAUAACUGCUUGUUUAAUCACGACUUCCGUUGCCGUUUUUGGGAAAUUUUCACUGGUUUUCCUGUAAGAACAGAGAAAAAAAUGUUAAAAAACAACAGCAAGCCCAAAUAGGAACUGUUUUGCCAGAUCUGAGACAGUCCUCACGUCAACUGAUGCAUGAUUUAGCUCACAUUGAACUAACAGUAUUUUAAAUAAUUAUUACAUCUAACACACUCCUUUCUCAAUUACAAGCUCAAUCAAUUUCAUACUUUGGGUUUUCUAAGUACCAUUUUAUUUGUUUAUUUUUUUUACCUUUUGAAUUAUAUAUCUCUUAAUGAUGUUUCUAUUCAAUUUGCAUUUUUCUCUUUAGCAAAAAAGGUGUUUGUGUUUAUACGUUUUUAGGCCAUGGCAUUUUUGCAAGUUUUUGGAAGAGUCCGAUCAAUUGUAAUAGGAAUGGUGCAUAUGAAAGCAUUACCAGGUAAGCAAUUCAAAUUAAUUUAAAAAACAAAGCGUUUUGCCUACUUAAUCUUUAUUUUCUUUCAUAUAAUUUAGGCACCCCAGGCUGCAGAUUACCAGUGGCACAGAUUGUAGAAGAAGCUUGUCAAGAAGCUGAAAUCUAUAAGAAUGCUGGAGUUGUAAGGGUUACUUUGCAUCAAAAAUCACAAACGUGUGUGUUUCUCGGUUGCCCAUCUAUAUUGCACAUUUCACACUUGUAUGCAUACCUUUUAAAUCCCACUGUCCCCCAUUCACUACCCAUGUAUCCUUCAUUUCUGGGAAAUCUAAAUAUUUGUUGUGCAUGAAAAGAUCUGAAUUCUACAUGAAUACUAAUAUAAUAGUAAUGUGCUGGAUUCACUUCGUGUCUCUGUGACCAAUACAAUUUAGUCUACUGUGUGUACAUCUUAGAGUAGAGCAAUCAGACUCACAGUAAAGAGCAUUGUAUAGGCAUGUAUCACAGAGUUCCACAAUAUUAAAACUCACAGUUGCGUGUGGUGUGUGUGCAGUAUGACAGAGCUUCUCAAUUAUUACAUUUAUUGUAAUGUGCAAUGUACCACAGAGCUCCUCUGCAAUACAAUCACAAUAGGAUACAUUCAAAUUGUAGCAAAUGUACUUUUAAACGAUGUUAUAUAAUCGCCUAGCAAUUUAUCCUGUAAUCUAAUCCCCUCUUCAUCACUAAACACUGAACUGCGCUGAAACAAAAGCCAAAGUGCAAUGACAUCCCAAAAGGGCUGCAACUAUUCAUGAAUUGGAUAGUUUUUCCAAAGCAGCACUUUUUGGCUGCAUUUUGCAAUUUUUUAGUACAGUUCAUAUACCCCGUUGUGUCCGUCUUUAAUUUUGUGUUUUUUUGUGAAAGAUAUGCCCAUGUACUGUGGCAAUAGCAUACACUGGUAUCAAUGUAAAUCCAUAAUGUCAAGCACAUAUUCCCAGAAUGCAGUGUGUUUAACCUCUCCCCUAGCAUUCUGGGAUUGAGCCAUAUGCACUAUGAGAGUCUAUGGAGGUACAUACAGCCUGCUUCACAGACCAGUUACAACGUUCGGGACAGUUCUACAUUUAAUCUGUAUGUUUCUUUCAAAUUUUCCAAAUAAAAUGCGUAGAUUAAACUGUAUUACCUAUCUAAAAGCACCCUUGUCAUCCAAACUUAAAUGGUGCAUUGCAUAAUAUCUGUAAUUAUUAAAUAUUAUCCGUUUAUCAGGUACGGUGUACUUGCCCUGCCAGGAGAAUAAUUAGUUAGCUGAUGCCUGUAGAAGGUAAAAUUUAUUAGGCGUUAUUACAAAACUGCCACUUGUCAGUUAUCAAAUAAUUUCCAUAGAUUUAUUUUGACAUGUUGAAGUUGAUUAAUUAGGGUACACUUUUAAAGGCUGGUUUAUAGCUAGCAAUGCACUAAAAUGGCUCAAUAAAAUUAUAGAUUUUUGUGGUUGCUUUUGACAUCAAAAGUGCGAUCGGGAAAAAAACGGAAUAAUUGCUUUAAAUUAUUGCAGUUUAUGCUAGUAAUAUUAUUACUUCUUUUGGCAGGAUGGACUAAUAGUGGAGAAUAUGCAUGAUAUACCAUACACCCUGCAUAUCGGACCAGAGAUCACAGCAGUAAUGACCAAAGUAUGUAGUGCUGUGAGACAGACAUGUCCUCGUCUCCCUCUUGGGGUUCAGAUCCUUUCUUGUGGCAACAAACAGGCCCUUGCAGUGGCUCUCGCAGCAGGUAAUGUAUCCAUGGCUUCUUUGGAAUGUUAUGGAAUUGGCUUGUAUUUAGGCUGCAAGUUUACAUAAUUCAACAAGGCCAUAGAUUUGGCAGAGCUCUUAAAGGGACACUCCACACCCCUAAAGCACUAUAGCUUGCAGAAAAACUUUAUGUGUAAACAGUUUGUCCUAUUUUUUUUUUUUUUUGCAAAAACUGCAGAUUUCAAUAGAAAUUUACACUUUUAUGACUUAACCUAGUUACACCUCUUGGCUUUCAAUCAGACAACUGGUCCUGUUACUUCCUGGUUCGGUUAGCUCGGUGAAGCUCAGUGGAACUCAGGCAGGUGCUCAGAGCACCUGCUUUGCAAAGACUUCUCAUUGAGCUGCAUCGGGAGGUCUGUGAUUGGGAACAGAAAAUGUGGGCGGGGUUAGAAAGGGAGGGCUUGCAAAGGCAGAAGACAAGAGAACUGCAGCUUUUGCAAGAUGGUUUUAGAUCUAACCCUAAUAAAAUGCACAAUUCAAUGCAUGUAUGUUUUCAUUGGUGGUAUAUCUGCUAAACAGUGAUUUUUAUUUAUUUUGCAUUUGGGCAGUGGAGUGUCCCUUUAAUUGCUAUAGUGGAAUUACUAUGGAAAUCCUAUGACAUGCAGUUUUUAUAAAAAAUAAAUAAAUAAUGCCAAAACUCAUAUUUUUUUAGGAUGAUUCCAUAUAAUAUUGAACGGGGCAUUUUGAAGCGCUUCCAAAAUUUAUUUUCUAGCUAUAUAUGGCGUGAUAAACCACCCAGAAUAGCGACGGAGAUCCUAUGUAGAAGCUACCGGAAAGGAGGUAUAGCAUUUCCCGAUGUGAUUAAGAUGUAUGAGGCAAACAGGGCCUCUCAACUUAUGAUAUGGUUAAAUUUGGAUCAAAAUAUAUCUAAAUCUUGGAUUAAAAUUGAACAGAAAUCAGAACCAGAGCAAAAAUUAUACAUCUUAGGAUGGCUAGGACUCCUGAAUCUAGGGGCUUUGGAUAUGGAACAAUUUCCUAAUAAAAUUAUAGGAGAUAUGGUGGAUUUUGCAAAAUAUUUGAAUACUAAGUUGAAACUUAAAGGAAAAUUAUUGUUUAAUACACCCAUAGAAAUACUUCAAUAUGCUAUGUCAGAUAUAAAUAUUAAAACUUGGAUACAUUCUGGCAUUAAAAUAAUUGGAAAUCUAUAUGAGGGAUAUAAAUUGGCGACAUUUACACAACUACAAUCUAAAUACAAGUUUCUAUCUAGGGAAAUAUUUCAAUACCUAAGGAUCAAGAAUUUCCUUUUAACUAAAAUACUGAUUAAAGAUCAUUAUCUUGAACCUUAUAUUAUAUGUAGUCAAAAAAAGGGAGGAAUCUCUAGAUUUAAUAAAUUGUUUGAUACAUUAGAUAAUGUUAUCGAUGUGCCUCCAUUUGGUAAGUGGGAGAGGGACGUGGGGAAAUCCCUCCCACUUAAAGACUGGACAAAUGCUACAGAGUUAGUAAAACAAAGUAUACAUAAUAUAUCCCUACUCGAAACGCACUUAAAGAUCAUCUAUAGGUGGUAUAUGGUCCCGGUUAGACUUCAUAAAAUAUCUCCAUCUUAUUCAAAAGAAUGUUGGAGAUGCAGAAGAGAAAAGGGUACUAUGCUACAUAUAUGGUGGGCCUGUACGGGCCUGAAUAACAUUAAAAUCCAAAUGUUAGAUUUAAUGAAAAGUAUCUUUAGGGAGGUAGUAAUUAGCCCUGAAAUGUUUCUGUUCAAUAUGGACUAUAAAACACUUGAUAAACAACAAAAAUAUAUUAUGACACACAUAUUCCUGGCAAUAAAAAUUAAUAUCGCCAGAGCAUGGAAAUCUCCUAACCCACCACUUUGGCAUGAAAUAAUGGAGCAAAUAAGGUUUCAAUAUAAGAUGGGAUCUCUAACCAAGGAUUUGAAAGAGCUUUGGUUACCUUGGACUUCCAAAUUUCCUAUAUAACAACGAGCUGUUAGUCUUUGGCCCAUCCCUUAUCGAGUCUCAUAUAUAAAUGUGUUUUUUUUUUUUUGGUAUGUUUGUUUUGUUGUUGUGAACUAUAUAUAAUGUUAAUGCUACAAUGCUAUGGAUGAUCAAAUAAAUAUAUACAAUUGUAGUAAUAUUAAGGCUGUAAUAUUGAUACUUGUACAAUCAGUAUAAUAAUCGUUGAUUUGAUAUGUAUAAAAGGAAAGAAAAAUAUUGGUAAAUAAAAUAAAUAUUUAAAUAAAUAAAUAAAUAAAUAAAAAUCCUAAAUUGAAGAGCUACAUACUAACCUCCCCUGAUUUACAUAAUGUAAGAUUAGUGGAUUCAUUAUGUGCAGCUACAGCUUGUAUAAUAUUGAACUGCGCUGGUUCAGUUUAGUAUAAUACAAUACUCAUUGUUUAUUUCCGCAUCACUCCUAUUAAACUAGGGGUGCCCAAAAGGUAGAUCCCCAGAUGCUGUAGAACUAUAACUCCCAUGAUGCAUUGCAUGCCUUUAGAAUGACAAAGCAUUAUGGAAGAUGUAGUUUUAAAACAUCUGGUGGUCUACCUUUUGGGCACCCAUGUUUUAAUGCAUGUUGAGGGUGGCUAUUUUGUUCCAGCUGUGUGUGUGGAUAUUUGGAGUAUUCUCCAGAUUUCAGGGAUCCCCCUUACAGUUGUCCCAAUCAUAGGAUAUUAUUCAUCACUGAAUUGUAAUGAGUUUGAAAAUAAAUUGUAAACCUGCUGACUGAGAAGUCAAGGCACGCUGAUGGAGAUUUAUCAAUGUUAAAAAAGGUCCCUAACAUGCUAAAAGUGAUGCGAUCACCAUGGAAGCCAUUAGAACCAGCAUGCCUAUUCCAUUGGUGAUCUCUCCCCUUUUAUAUUUUUGCACCACUUUUUAGAAUAGAACACUUGGUAAAUCUCCCCCACUGUAUUAUGUGUCCUGUUUCUCAGACCAAGUUUUCUUGGGUUCUAUGUAUAAAGUGUAGUUCUGAUACAACAUUCUAAAAUUGAAGCAAUGAGCAGUCCAUUGGUUUCCAUGGUAACAGCUUCACUGUUAGGACCUUCUCCAGAAUAUCUCUGUCAACAUAACCCUCAAUAUAUCCAUAUUCCAUAUGUUAUGUUAUGGACUUAUAUUCAUCUAGAAUAUGUGUUUUUAUUAAUCAUUUCAGGGUUUUUCACUGUGAGAAUUCAAAGUGACGUCAACAUAGCUGGACUAUCUGAUUCAGUUAUGCUUCCAUUUUGGAUACUUUUGCCUUAAUUUUAAAAUUCCCUUUGCAUUGUCACUUUUGUGAAUAACCCUGUAUAUGAUUUAUAAUCUCUGUAUUGUAGAGGUGAACUGAUUCCAUUAUCGUCACCUCAUUUUGUCAGCCUUCCAAUUUAAAAUAAAAUCUGCAUGCAUAGGGUUGUGUUUUUUGUCUUUGAAUGACUAAUUCAAUCAAUAGGGUUUACUGGGUGGACCAGUUUUUCUAGUCUUCGUGGAAUCCUUGUGUUUUAUGUAAAAAGAAGGCAGGUCAACAGACAGCUGUCUAUUUAGUAGCUACAUAACUUACAGUCUGGUGCAAGACAAACAAUGUAUGGCUCGUGCUGGCACAAUUGAAUGUAAAUGUGUUAAUCAAGGGUUGGGAGGUUUUGAUAAAUAUAUAUUUUUUGACACCAACAUAAACCUCAUAGUCCCAUAGAGAACAGUUAAAGCAGGGGUGCCCAAAAGGUAGAUCCCCAGAUGUUGUAGAACUACAACUCCCAUGAUGCUUUGAAUGCCUUUAGAAUCUAAAAGCAUCAUGGAAGCUGUAGUUUAAUACAUCUGGUGAUCUACCUUUUGGGCACCCCUGAGUUAAAGUAAUGUUUUAGACCAGGGCUACCCAACAGGUAGAUCCCCAGAUGUUGUAAAACUACAACUACUAUGAUGCUUUGUCAUUCUAAAUGCAUUCUAAAGGCAUGCAAAACAUCAUGGGAGUUGUAGUUCUACAACAUCUGGGGAUCUACCUUGGGCAGCCCUGCUGUAAACAUAGAAACAUAGAAUGUGACGGCAGAUAAGAACCAUUCGGCCCAUCAAAUCUGCUCAAUUUUCUAAAUUCUGUCAUUAGUCCCUGGCCUUAUCUUAAGUCUACGAUAGCCUUAUGCCUAUCCCACGCAUACUUAAACUUCCUCACUGUGUUAACCUUUACCACUUCAGCUGGAAGGCUAUUCCAUGCUUCCACUAUCCUCUCAGUAAAGUAAUACUUCCUGAAAUUAUUUUUAAACCUUUGCCCCUCUAAUUUAAGACUAUGUCCUCUUGUUGAGGUAGUUUUUCUUCUUUUAAAUAUAGUCUCCACCUUUACUGUUUUGAUUCCUUUUAGUUUAGACACCCAGACGACUUCAUCUCAAUGAAGAUGCCAUGUGCCCCCUUUUUAAGCUUGCAGUUGAAAACGUUGCCUUUCUGCAUGGUUAGCCUGCCUCUAGUGGCUGUCAACAUGACAGCCACUGGAGGCACUUCCAAUGGUCACGAGAACAUCUAUUUGGUGCUGCGUUUUGCUGAACAUGUGCACUAGCCUCCCAAUGCUUUUCCUUUGGGAAAGCAUUGGAUUGGCUGAGAUCAUUGAUCUUAAUGAUCUCAGCCAAAGAGGAGGAGCUUGAGCGGGCAGAGCGGCGAGGGGAAAAAAAGGGAAGCAACGUUUAAACCUGGCAUUGCUGGCCUGUUAACAUACAUGGUGACUAGGCACUGUAGCGUUAUGAAUACUUAUUGUGUUCCUUUAUUAGUGGCACAUCAUCCUCUUGUGAUGCCUCACAUGUUUGCAGCUCAAAUUUAUAGCACUUCGUUGUCUAUCUGAAAUCUCCUUUUUGCCUUCUACUCUUUACCUUUACAGACCUAUUAGCGAACCCCUCUCAAUAACUACACCCCUUCAGGCAUCCUGUCCUUCUCAGCACCUUUUCCCCCUAAACUCCUUUCCUGCUUUUCUCUGUAUGGCUUUUGUCAUUCUUAAUCCCUUCAGUGGUAUCUCCUAACAAUUUAUGAUAAACUGUAAUCUAAUUUCCCCUUAACACCUAGCACCAAAACAGAGGGGUCUCACUCGGAAAGAUCCAAUGCAUUGAAAUGUGCUGAAUAUAAUGCGUUUACUCUCUAUACAGGAAAUUAAAGAACAUGAUCUAUCUUGGUAACAAUUCCACCUUAGCUGAUCUGAUCUAAACGUGGUUAUUUCACUGCCAGUUUAGUGGAUAUACCUGUGAUCCUAUUUGCUAACCAAGACAAUAAAGACUAAUCACGUUAGUUAUAACAGCUACCCAUCUUCAGAAGUCUUUUCCCCUAUUCUGCUUAGCCCAGAUUGGCACGUAAUGGACAUCAUGUUGUGCGCUAGUCAUACUGUUCCAUGGCCCUAUGUAGAAUUCAGAUGUUGCAAGAGUUAAACCAGAUAAUUAUCCUUUGUGGCUCCUUUAGUAUCCUAUUCAUGACCUAUUCAUUGAUUUGACUCUUGCAUUAUAUAUACAUAAUGUAUACUGAGAAGGAGUACUUGCAUGUAAAAGUCUCAUUUUCUCUAUUCUUUCUUCCACUUUUUCUCUCUCCCUCCAUUCCCUUCACUUUAUAUUUUUCUAUUCAGCCCCAUGCUGUUAAAUUAACUAUUCUUGCCUCCAAGGCUUACAUUCGUAUCUAUUCUCCUUCAGUUGCCCCAAUGUCUUUCUAACCACCCUCCCAGUGUUUAGAACUUUUCAGUGCAGUGCCUCAUCACAAUCCUACCUGAUGCUACCCUGUUUUUCAAGCGCUUCUUACAUUUGAAACCCCCUAUAUCCCAUCCUAACCCAAUGUCUUAAUCACUAUUUCAGUGUCUUGACUUCCUAUGAACAUCUCACUCAGUUCUUCCCCCAAUCUCUCCGAAAAGGUGACCAGCACUCCAUUUAUCAUGGUUAAAAUACUGUAAAAUAAUUGUGUCAGCGGUAGUAUACUAUCAUUAAUUAAAUUGUGAUAUAUAGAAAAACUUUAUUGCAGUGAAAAUAGCACCCAGUUGAGUUAAUUUACCUAAUUAAAUUACCCAAUUAUCUGAAACUAAUGAGGUCAACAGUUGAAUAGCAACUCACACAUACACGCAUAUCUAAAUUUCUGUAUCUCUGUCCCCUGCUGUGUGCACAUACAAAGUGACUGAAAAAGACAAGUCUCAUAGAAUUAUCCUGAUAAAAAUAGAAUAUUUUAUUUAACUACGUUUUUGGGGGGAUACACAGUUAGUGACACUUACAACUGAGGGUUUUUAAGGAGUUCCUCGUCUCCUUCAGUUUUUCCCCCCCCACAAUUUUGAUUCUUUAGAUAACCCAAUUGCAGUGUGUGUGUAUAAAAUUUGCCAGCUAAAAACGUUAGGAGCCAUUUCAAUUUUUUUUUAUUUUUUUUUUUUAAAGGGGCACUAUAGUCACCAAAACCACUACAGCUUAAUGUAGUGGUUCUGGUGCCUAUAGCCUGUCCCUGUAGUCUUUUCAAGGUAAACGCUGCAUUUUCAGAGAAAAGGCAGUGCUUACAUUGCUGACACUAGAGAGUCCUGUGUCAGUGCUCUUCAUGGAUGCGCUGAAUGUUACCCAUACAGAACAUGCGCAAUAUCGUCCCAAUGCUUUCCUGUGGGAAAGCAUUGGCUUAGCGGAGAUCAAAAAGUUUGAUGAACUCGGCAAUGGAGAUGGGUCAAGCCACGGCAAAACCUGCACAGCGUGGGAAAAAAAGGGUGAGUAAAAACACCAAUCGUUAUCGCAGGUACCUAAACAGACACACACUCUCUGACAGACAUGCACACACACACUGACAGGGGCAUACACACACACACACACACACACACACACUGACAGGAGCAUACACACACACACACACACACACUGACAGAGGCAUAGGCAUACACACACUGACAGAGGCAUAGGCACACACACACUGACUGACAGAGGCAUAGGCACACACAUUGACAGAGGCAUAGGCACACACACACUGACAGGGGCAUACACACACACACACACUGGAAGGGUCAUACACACACACUGACAGGGGCAUACACACAAUGACAGAGGCAUAGACACACACACUGACAGAGGCAUAGGCGCACACACUGACAGACACACACACACACACACACACUGACAGGGGCAUACACCCACACACAUAUUGACAUACACACAUACACUUUCUCGAACACAAAUUUACAUUUUAUUUUUUUAUUUUUUUAUCCACCUAGCCUCCCUACCUUUUGGGAGUGCUAAGUGGACGUUCCUUGGGGUCUAGUGGGGCUGCUCUCUCUUCCUGUGUGAGAGGGAGCAGUAAUCAACCAUGCAGCUCCUCUCUGCUCCCUGUGAUGCCGGGGCCGGAAUUACAUCAUAUUCCGGCUCCCGGCAUCAUUAAACAGCGCGAGGGAGCAGAGAGGAGCUGCUGGAAGAUCACUGCUCCCUCACACGCUGCCCCAGCCGACCACCUGGAUGCUCCACUGAGCCGGCCGCCUACAUGAGGCUCAGGGCAGCCGGCUGCAAUGCUCACUCAGCCGGCCGCCUCCAUGAAGCCGGGGGCUCCCGCGGGUGGACGGCCUGCUCCAUUAUUUGCCCAGCCAGGUGUUUGGAUAAAAAGUUGACAAAUCACAGGCGCCUGGGAUUUGUCGAGCCCUGAUAUAUAGUAUAUAACCUGGAAUAAUUUUAAAAUUUCACUAGUUUUAACUGCUAAACUAUAUCUGUCUGCUUCCACCUAAACUAUAUCUGUCUGCUUCCACCUAAUGAUCACACACAGGUUAUUCACCAAAGUGAGAAUUGUCAGGAAUUUAUAGCAAAUUUUCAGUUUAACACCAAAAUAACCAAACUUUGGGCACAGCCAACUUGGAGAAUAUUUUGUUUUCCUAUUUUGGUCUUAUAUUUGAAAUUCACUUGAAAUUUCCAACUAUUCUCAGUGUGGAAAACAAUUUGCGUUGGCAGGUGGUAUUUUUCAGGGGAUCUGACCCCCCUAGUGACAAUGAAAUACGUUAUCGUCUGUGAUUUUUGUUUGUUUGCUGAAUUCUAUUCUGAUUUGUUGUCUGUGCUUUGGUAUAGGUUUAGAUUUUAUCCGAGCAGAAGGCUUUGUGUUCUCUCAUGUUGCGGAUGAAGGUAUUGUAAAUGCCUGCGCUGGGGAGCUGCUGAGGUACCGCAAGCUUAUCGGAGCUGAUCAUAUCCAGAUCUUUGCCGAUAUUAAGAAGAAGCACAGGUCAGCUGGUGGUGUUGAUUUCUAGAACCCUUCAAUAACUAACCAUAUAGCUUUACUUUUGUCCUUUAACUUUGCCUGUAUUGUUUUGAGCAUGGAGAUGUUACAGUGCAGUUCUGCAGGGUCUUUCAAUAACCAGUAGAUUCUGCUGGGUAUCUGCUAUUGCCAUAUAACUAUCACAUUUCUUAUAAGAGCUUAUAUAAAAGUAUGUUAGUUGAUCAUUUUCCUAUAACCAGUUUUUUUGUCACCUCAUACAUUAGGAAAGCUACUUUUGUUGGGUUGUAACAUUGACUUUUCUUGAAGGCCAAUAUGAGGUUUAUUGUCACCCUAGUCAAAGAUCUAGUUUUGUGAUUCACUCAAUCUUUUCACACUCUCUCAUAUCAAUAUUCCUUCUCUUUUUCCCCCCAUUCUCUAUUCUGCUCUUCUGGUGCCUUUUCACACUAUUUAUCUUAUAUUCACAACGACCCCCUCUCACUGUCUUUAUUCUCACUAUCUUCCAACCCCUCUGUCUUUCUCUUUUCUGUUGCAGUCUCUCUAACAGUAUCUUAGUUUAAAUAAUUGAACAUUUCUUCCUGAUUGUUACUCCAAUUGCGUAAUCUUUGACACAGAGAAAGUAUGAUUCCUGUUAGUCCAAGGUGAGCUCUAACAGAUCUCCUUAUUUCAUGUCAGCAAAGAAAAUGCUAAGUGCUUUCUUAUAGUCUUGUAUGCUGAAUGAAUCAAGACGCCAGCAUGACAUAAUGCAACAAUCUUAGCAGGCGUAUUCACUAAAGGGAAAAUUCAAGGUGAAUUCAAAGUGUAUUUCAAAUUUAAGGCAAAAGUAGUUGAUUUAAGCAUAGCUGGCAUAGAGAAUUUUCCCAGUUUAAAGGGACACUAUAAGCACCCAGACUUCAGCUCAUUGAAGUGGUCUGGGUGCACUGUCCCAGGUAACUUAACCCUGCAAAGGUAAUUAUUGCACUUUUAAGAAACUGCAAUAAUUACCUCUCAGGUUAACUCCACCUCCAGUGCCUGUCUAUCAAACAGCCACUAGAGGAACUUCCAUACUGUUAGGUGACUUUUAGUUGCCUAACUGAUGCUGGACGUCCUCAUGCUAUGCAUGGGGAUGUCCAGUGUCCCCAAACCCCUUCAACAUGGAUGCUGUCCAGGAGGUGGGAGGGUCUGGGAGGGAGGGUCUGCUGGAAAUUGGCCGGGAUGUGUCAGCUGACCGGAGCUCGCCGCGAACGGUUUGUGGCGAACCGCGGCGAGCCGUUUGCGAACGGUUCGCGACAUCACUAUUUAUCACACAUUAAAAUUAGGUUAUGAGCCACCGAUAAUAGGGUUGCGCUUACAAAUUAUCCCAGGAUCUAUUAAACACAAAAUAAUAGUGAAUUAAAAUAUAAAUAUACAAUUCUAAAACUCCAACUCCAGUUUUUUACAGCUUGGUUAUUGUAUCCUCCAUUUUGCCAUUCUUCUACAGUUUGGAGUGUAGCAAUUAACCCCUCAUUUUUUUGCAAGUGCAAUAUUACUUUUUUUAUUUUACUCAUGAGAUUACUAUAUACCUGUCUGGCUGCUGCCAUGAUUGUUUGUUUGGUUUUUAAUGUGUCUUUGUUAAAUAUUUUGUUUGUUAACUUUAUUCUUCCUUUGUAGUUCCCAUUCGUUAACAGCAGAUGUUUCCGUGUCUGAGACGGCAAAAGCGGCAGAGUUCUUCUUAGCUGAUGGUGUCAUAUUAACUGGGGUCUCUACUGGAGAAGAGGCGGAUCCGAGAGAUCUUCAGGGUAAUUAAAAGUAUAUAAAUGUCUAAAAUAGAUUAAAUGAUGCAAACUUUUUAUUUAAUUAUAAAAUGCCAAGUAAUAGUGUAAAUGUGUGGUAUCAUGUUGUCAACUCUAUUAUUUAGUGAACUGUAAUUCUUACAAACUUUCUUUUUUACUCCAGAUUUCCAUUUUCUCCUUCCUCUAUGUUGGAACUUAUAAAUAGUUUUUAUGAAUUUUGCUAACUUUGUUAAAUUCAACAUGGUUUUUGGCAUCCGUUUUGUAUUUGGCUUAUAUCCUUUACACUGUGUUCCAAAGAAAAUGGCGGACACCUUUAUGGAAAUAUUAGACAUGCUAACAUAUGUUGUCUCUUAUUUAGUUUGUCUUUGACUGAAAACUGCAAAAGGCUUUUUUUUCUGUUCAACUAAACAGAGAAUUCUGGCAAACCAGCAUCUAAAUGUUCAAGACAUAGCCUUUAUUAGCUAGUAGAAAGAAAUACAUUGAAUAUGGUCAUUGCAAAUUCAGAUGCAGGAAACCCAAUUAAGUGAAUUAAACUCAUAGUAAAUAAUAAGAACCACCUGGAGAACUUCUUGUCAAAUAUUCAACGGACCAACCUGACUUAUGUUUAAAUGCCAAGACAAGGGUAUAAAUGCAAGCUCUGCCAGAAGGUUUAAAGUAGAUAACAAAAAUAUUAUAUUAUUUGGUAAAAACGAUGUAAUUUUCUGUGACAUUUUAGGCUUUUCUGUGUAAAUUAAAUUACUAAUACUGUUAAUUUCACUGUCCUAUCCUAGAAGUUCAGCGCUCGGUAAAGAUUCCUGUCCUUAUUGGAUCUGGAGUGACAUUGGACAAUGUGGAGAAGUACAUAGAGGCCAAUGCCUUAAUAGUCGGUUCACACUUUAAAAAAGAUGGUUAUUGGAAAAAUGAUGUUGUUUCGGAUAAAGUGAUAUCAUUCAUGGAUCAAGCCCGUAAACUAAGAUUGUAA
Messenger RNA from Pelobates cultripes (western spadefoot toad), 16835 nucleotides. NCBI's taxonomy places the organism in Eukaryota, Metazoa, Chordata, Amphibia, Anura, Pelobatidae. The record is from the annotation of a GenBank genome assembly.